GAUGCGGCUGAGUUGGCUGCGGCUGCUGAGGAAGCUAGAGACAAAGUGCCCGACAAUGAGCCUCUCCGUAUCGACACUGCAGCGGUCCUUGAUCUUCCGGGCAAACGCCGUCCUGGUCCUUUGAACUCUCAGUCCGUACGAGCUAUGAACAUACCACAACCUCUACCCUCCGCUCUCGCCACCGCUCGUAUCAUCGAGGACCUUCAUGAGAUCUCAUACCCGGAAGGCAUCAAGAGCCCGAAAGUCGAGCUCAAUGCGAGCGCCGCCAAGGGCAAGUUCAGGUACGAUCGCGACUUCCUCCCACAGUUCAUGGCGGUCUGCAAGGAGAAGCCAGACAACCUUCCUCCGCUCGAUGCCCUCGGCUUGGAGCCAAGCGACCAGACUUCCAGCGGCUUCGAUGUGACUCGCGGUGGCUCUGGUCGCCGCAAUUCUGGCAUGGUCACUCCCUCCGGAUCAGUCAGUCGCAAUGCCUCGAUUGGUCUCGGUUUCGUUCCCAGCUCCAUGGGCAAGACUUCCGGGUUCGGUAUGGUUCAAUUCGCCACCACCGCCAAAACCGGCGAAGAAGGAUUUGCCCUGGCUAACGGUCCGAGUCGUUCUACCUCUCUCGCUGGGAGCGCUCUGAGUGGCAUCGCUAUGGGUGGUGGUCGUGGUCCACCAAUGUCGCGCACGAACAGCCAAGGCGGACCGGAUUCUGGAAAAAAGCGCGAGCGUACCCGUAGCAAGCGUAUCGGUCAGACCAGGAACGAGUCGAACAGGGUCCACGUCUCGACUCCCGCCAUGUCUAACAUGGGUCCACCUCUCGAGCCUGUUGCUCCUCUCGAGGCCAGCGCAAACCGAUGGGUUGCUGGCAGUACUCGCCGUGGAGCAGCCGCCGCUGCCGUCACACCGGAUCCCGACUCACCCGAAAUGGUCGAACGUAAGGUCAAGGGUCUCCUCAACAAACUUACCAUGGAGAGGUUCGACUCGAUCUCCGACCAGAUCAUCAGUUGGGCCAACAAGUCCGAGACCGAGAAGGACGCUCGUACGCUCAUCCAGGUCAUCAAGCUUGUCUUUGAGAAGGCUACCGAUGAAGCUGCCUUCUCCGAGAUGUACGCGAGGCUCUGUCGUAAGAUGACGGAGACAAUCAGCCCCAAGGUUCAGGACGAUGGCAUCAAGAACCAGGAGGGCAAACCUAUCGUGGGUGGUCAACUGUUCCGCAAGUACCUUCUCAAUCGUUGUCAGGAAGAUUUCGAGCGUGGUUGGUUGCAAAGGGAGACAAGCGCCGCCGCCGCUCUCACGAAGGCGACGGAGGACGAAGCUGCGGCAAGGGCCAACGCUGCCAGCAGCAAGGAGGCCGAAGAGGGCGAGCUUUACUCAGACGAGGACUAUGCAGCCCAGAAGGCCAAGCAGAGAGGUCUCGGUUUGAUCAGGUUCAUGGGUGAACUGUUCAUGCUGCAGAUGUUGACGGAGCGUGUCAUGCACGAGUGUAUCAAGAAACUGCUCGGAAACGUCGAGAACCCGGAGGAGGAGGAGAUCGAGAGUUUGUGCACGUUGAUGAAUACCGUCGGGGCGGUUUUGGACACUGAGAAGGCGCACGCGCAUAUGGAUGUGUACUUCGCUCGUAUGAAGGAGUUGACGAAGAGUCCGAAGGUGAAUUCGCGUAUAGCUCUCAUGUUGCAGGAUGUUAUCGAGCUUCGGGAGCAUAGGUGGCUACUAUUCAAUACUCCCAGCGGUUCUCGGACCAUCCGGCAGAUUUACGAGGCCGCUGUCAAAGACAAAGCUGCGAAGGAUAAGGAGUUCCGCGAGCGCCAGAUGAGCAUCGGUGGCUCUCGUGGUGGUGACCGUGGCGAACCUCAACAGAUCGGUCCCGAUCGUUGGGGUACUACUUCAGGACCCAAUCGUCCUCCACCCAAGGCCGGCGACCUGUCUCACUUUUACAAGAUCGCGAAAUCGACACCGAUGAGAUUUGGUCCCAGCAGCGUAUUUGCCGGAAAGAAGGAGGCCAAUGGCCGCGAAGCUUCCCUGUCCCGCAUGGCUUCCACUUCCAAUAUGUUCUCCAUGCUCAGUCAGAACCCCGAACUUGCUGUCGAGGCUACGACCUCGAAGCCCAGCCGACCGGCGAGUCGCAAGACGAGUGUCAACCUCACCCAGCCCGGCGGUGUCCCUGGGCCCACACAACACAGAAAGCUUCAGCUUCUGCCUCGUUCUAAAGCUCUCGGGGAGAUGAAGGCGGAGAAUACCCCUGCCGGAUCGGAGGCUGGCUCUGAGGACGGGCGUGCUGAGGCUUCUGCUCCUCCCUCAAUGUCGGAGGAGGCGGCUACGAAGAUUAUCGACGAGGACGUCAAGGAAUUCUUCAGCAUGCCCAUGUUGUGUGCGGCCGAGUCUUACUUCCGCAGUCUUCCCGAGGAGCACCACUUUCAACUCAUCGAGAGACUCGCCAUGGCCGCCAUUGAGUCCACGGAAGCGGACGGGUGGCUCGUCGCAGCCUUCUUCGCUCAAGCGAGAGAAAACAAUCUCUGCUCCCCUGCAUCAUUCGAGGAGGGCUUCGUGCCGCUAGCUGAGCUGUUGGAUGACAUUGCGAUUGAUGCGCCCAAGGCAUUUGAUCUGUUUGUGGUCAUGAUGAAGGGUGCUGGGCUGGAUGAGGAUGAGGAACGGAAGUUACGGAUAGCGGAGAAGUCAAUGAACAAGGCCAAGUUGAUCGCGUUAUUAGUUUGAUUUUCUUUCCUUAUCUUCUUUCGUACAUACUCUCAUUCUCAACGGUCCUCGUAUUUUUCCCCUUAUAACUUUCGCUCUGAGACAUUGAUUCAACCACCCCUCCCCUUAUGUGCUCCUUCCAUUUUCUAGACAGUUUAUUUCACUCUUCUACCACACUUUCCCCGUAACUUCUCUCUUCCGAGCAAGAUUUUACUUCCCACAAAGUGACUAUCAU
Molecule: messenger RNA, 2908 nt
Organism: Stereum hirsutum FP-91666 SS1
Lineage: Eukaryota; Fungi; Basidiomycota; Agaricomycetes; Russulales; Stereaceae
Product: ARM repeat-containing protein
Exons: 4
Coding region: 145-2694 (849 amino acids)
Cellular component (GO): eukaryotic translation initiation factor 4F complex
Molecular function (GO): mRNA binding; protein binding; translation initiation factor activity
Source: RefSeq, a predicted model, not a curated record